Ostreobium quekettii is the source of this 2157-nucleotide messenger RNA. The record is from the annotation of a GenBank genome assembly. Lineage: Eukaryota; Viridiplantae; Chlorophyta; Ulvophyceae; Bryopsidales; Ostreobiaceae.
AUGAGCGCCCCAGAAUGGGUCGACGCCGGCCCGCUGCUGGCCUGCGCGCGCGACUCCUUGGCCUUCGGCGAGAUUCUGCACGGCGAGGACUUCAGCCUGCAGCAGGCGAUGAGCGCCGUGGUGAUCGGUGCGCCCAAGAUGGACGCGGGGAGCGCCGGCGGGAGGGUGCGCAGCCCGGCGGAGCUGAUCGCGGGCGGCGGUGCGCCGGUGGACCUGCCGGCCGGGGAGGCGCUGGGCGUGAUGGACAGGCUGAUGGCGUUGGAGGCCAGUUGGCUGACGGGGUCGGCGCUGACGCAGACCGUGUACACGUGCCUGUACAUGUUCGACCUGGAGAGGCUGGAAGACAACCUGUACUUGUCAGCAUUCUGCAAGAUCGUGAGGGCCACUACCUGGGAAAUCAGGAACAUGGUGAUCGCUGCCUGUGUGUGCGAGGAUGAAGACUUUGUUGCAUUGUCCCAUGGAACGCCACUAGACGAAGCACAGGGAGAUGGUGGAAAGUCUGCAUUGGCAGCCGCAAGUUUUGCAGAGGGGAAACUCACCCAAAUCCUAAAAAGAAAAGGAGGGGCGCAGCAAAAGGAUGGCAAUGGCCUUGGAGAUGUCGAUGCCAUGCCUGCCAACAUGGCUCAGGCGAUCGCAGCCAGGCUGAAAUUCUGGCAGCUGCUGCACAUGGGAUUAGAUAGGUUGCAGAAGAAAGGCAAGCAGGACCUUCAAGCGGCAUCAAAGCAUUUUGGGGCAGCUAUGGUCGAGCUGCAGACUAUAAGGGAGACAUCAGCUCUGGGUUCAGAGGAUUGUCCUGGAUUUCAACCUUGCCUUGACAGAGGCACCCUGGGUGCUGCACCGAUGAGGCCAUUGAAGAUCCUAACCAAAGAGGAUGCAUGGGAUCACUUCCAAGCGAUGCUUGAGCAUUUGCAACUAGCUUGUUCAGUAACAGCAAUAGGCAGCCUGAAGGAGCUGAAGAACUUCUUAUUGUCAUUUGCUAAGAAGCUUCCAGCGGCAGUUGCUCGCUCAGCACUGCAUCUAAAUCUGAGCUUCAACAAAGGCACCCAAUUGAGUGAGCCCCCAAGGUGGUGCCCCUCUAUCCGAAUGCUGAGCGAUGCUCUGAACUUGCCUCCAAAGAGGGGCGAUGCUGGAGAUGAGGUGGACUUCUUUCUUCAGCAGGCCCUUAUUGCGAUGCAGAACUGGUGCCAGUGCAUGUGCUUGAACAGACUCCGCCAGAGGCGGCGACUGCGUAAGGGCCUGGAAGACUGGAGAAACCUGGCUGACCACGCUUUUCAUGCUGACAACUCUCCCGCUUUUCAGCGCUACAUGGCUGAGACUGGAUGGCAUUGGUUGCCGGGGGGCCUCCAGCAGAAUGGGCCAAACUCUUUUCAGAGUGGUCCUCUCAUGGCGUGGGUGGAGCAGGGGUGUUGUGAGUGCAUGGUCCUGCAUUUGCUGCUUGGCUGUGAGCUUGAGCUUUACCAGCCCAUGGAGUACACAAUGAUAUUCUGGUACUGUGACUACUUGUUCAGCAAACUCCUGGCCUGCACCCGGGACCUGUUCAACGCACGCUCUGGAGUUGUUCCACCCUCUGAGCAGAAAAAGAAGGGGGGCAAGAAGACAAAAUCCAAGAUGCAGCAGGGGAAGAACGCGCAGACGGACCUCAUUAGGACACAGCGCUAUGCCAUGGAGUUGGCCAUCCUGGAGACGGAGCGCCACAUGAGCCAGGGCAUAGUCAGGCUCAUGCUGGGCCUGCACAUGACGGGGACCUUGACAAAACCAGAGUUCCCGUUCAACGGUGAAGCAGAGCGUUUCCACCAGAGGUUUGAUUGCUUCCAACAGGUGGAGCAGCCCGAGCCGUUGGAGUACGCAGCGUUUGCAGCCAGCACUCACAUUGUCGCACCAUCCUCAAGCAGGAUACUGGACGCCGCCAGCAAGAGCUUCCACGGGGCCAAGGACCACGCAUCCCUGGUGCUGGCCAGGGCGUCCACGUCAGGCCUCGGGGAGGAGCGCCUUGGGGAAAUCCGGGCCAUGGAGCACGUGGCCAGGACGAACGCCGUCGCCGCGAGCAUCGUCAUGCGCUCGGAGCAGCUGGGCCUGCAGAACAUGAGCGUCGCGUUCGGGUACGACCACCAUCCCUACUUCCCCGUGGUCUCCAUUGCCAGGAGCAAGGAGGGCUGA